Molecule: messenger RNA, 1098 nt
Organism: Thalassophryne amazonica
Lineage: Eukaryota; Metazoa; Chordata; Actinopteri; Batrachoidiformes; Batrachoididae
Gene: c12h14orf119
Product: chromosome 12 C14orf119 homolog
Exons: 2
Coding region: 204-761 (185 amino acids)
Source: RefSeq, a predicted model, not a curated record
AUUAUUGAUAUAAUUUUGUAUUACAAACGGUAUUCUGUCACGCUCGUGCAGCAUAAGCGUUUUGAUACCUAGACGCCGGUACAGCAUUAAAAUAGUAUGUUGUAUGCUAGCUGUUUCCAGCAGUAGGUAGCCGAUUAUUAGCCUCAACAAAUGAAUAACUGACUCGUGUCAAUAAGCUAAAACAAGCUAGUCUUCAGGAUAAAAUGUCGUGGUUCGGUCACGUUAGUCAAGGCUCGAACCACCAGCAGCAGCAGCCUCAAAACAGCCUGUACAGCAGUCAGUGUUCCCGGCUGGGAGGAUCGACGGAGCUGAAUCGCACACACAACUGGUCCGGAUGUUCGUCUCCCACCGCCGAGGACUUGCCAUCUCUUCCUCGAUGUUCAGUCAGUCUUCCCAGCCUCGAGGACCUAGCCUGCGCUCGAGAGUCGAAGCCCAUCUCUUAUGUAACCCUUCAGGAGCAGAUGUGCGUCUUGAGCUGGUUUCAGGGCUGGAACAUCCCCCAGAGAGAGCGGUUCCUGCAGGACAUGCUCGGGAAAGCUGUGCCUGGGAAAGUCUGCACCCUCCUGGAGUCACUCAGCGGUCUCCAGGUUAAGGACAGGCUGCCAAACAUCUUUGAAUGUCAGCUGCGCCUGUGGACCCAGUGGUUUGACUCGUGGGGUGAAGACGAGAGAAAUCAUUUCCUGCACAUGCUGGAGGAGCAGGACCCGGUGUUUGUCGCCCAUUUUUACAGGAGCGUAGCAGGUACAGCUGGAAGAGACUGACGGACUGGAGGAAAAAGUCUCACUGGAGUUAGUGCACAGAUUGUUACAGGAGCAACAACAUUCAUAAUUGUUGUUUUUUGUUUUGUUUUUAAGGCGAUAAGAAAUAUUACAUUUGUAUUCAAUUCAAGAUGUCUGUUUUUGAGAAACAUGCCUAACAGGGAUUGUACCCAUUUUUGAAACCAAUUCAAAGUGGAGGGCUUAAAUGAUAAUCAAUUGCAAAUUGCUAAUAUUCUGCUCCUUGUAGAUUCUCAGGGGUGCACCAUAUAUUGUACAGGUUUAUAAGAGGUUCACAACAUUGUGUUUAAUGUGCAAAUCAUGGCUGAAGCUGUUAUUUUGU